AUGUUCACACCCGCCGUUGUUUAUUUGCUGUUUCAACGACGACUCGUGCGACUUGUCUCCGCGACGGACUCCUUCAGCAUGGUCUUCAACAUGCCUGCGAAGUGCGUCAUCUUCGAGGAUGUCAGCAAGUACGAUGGAUUUGAGAGCCGAAACCUUACCGCAAGCGAGUACAUCCAGAUGGCAGGCAGAGCCGGUCGUCGUGGAAUCGACUCCACGGGCACCGUGAUAAUUACUGCCCGCGCUUCCGUUUGCUACGAGUCCUCGUUGAAGCGGAUGGUUGUUGGACAGGCGACAGAGUUGAGUUCUAAUUUCAAGGUAACUCACGCGAUGAUACUCAACUCGUAUCGCGGAGACCUCCAGACGCGCCCUGAGGAACUCAUCAACCGGAGCUACUUAUUUGCCUGCGGUGACCAGUUUGAGCGGAUUUGGAAACAGAGAGCUCAACGUUUUCAGGAAUGCCUGCUUGCGACGACUAUGUUUGAAGAUGAUGGCGUUGCCGCCGCUACCGUCUCGUCUCCCAAAUGGAAGGUUUCAUUGUCUGUCGCCAGCGAGACUGAUUUGUACACCCUAGUCCGGUGUCAAGUUUAUUUACCGGACUCUGCGGCUGUGGCGACCGCGGCUGCUUCAUCUUGCUGCUUCACCCUGCAUUUAUGA
Mesocestoides corti is the source of this 654-nucleotide messenger RNA. Lineage: Eukaryota; Metazoa; Platyhelminthes; Cestoda; Cyclophyllidea; Mesocestoididae. The record is from the annotation of a GenBank genome assembly.